This is a messenger RNA of Saprolegnia parasitica CBS 223.65, 222 nucleotides long. RefSeq lists its product as hypothetical. The record is from RefSeq and is a predicted model, not a curated record. Lineage: Eukaryota; Oomycota; Saprolegniomycetes; Saprolegniales; Saprolegniaceae. The transcript has 2 exons. The coding region runs from base 1 to 222 and encodes 73 amino acids.
AUGCCACGACACCAGGUGCUGCUGGUGCUGUGCGCCGAGGACCAAGAGUGCAAGCCGCUGCCCAACGGCGUGCUGGCCUGCGCCGAUAUGUGCAAGUGCGCUGCGUACGAGCUCUGCGUGCCCGUCGCCCUCGACUGCGGCGCACCGUGCCACCCAAUCAUGCAGUGCGUUUACAACCGAGCGACCACGCCAGUGCUGCCGCUCGACGAUGCGACGCCGUGA